Molecule: messenger RNA, 1956 nt
Organism: Entrophospora sp. SA101
Lineage: Eukaryota; Fungi; Glomeromycota; Glomeromycetes; Entrophosporales; Entrophosporaceae
Source: the annotation of a GenBank genome assembly
AUGUCUUCCCCAAAAGUUACUAAUACUUUUGUUAGUUCCAUUACUGAUGUAACUAACGAUGCAAUUGAUGGCGCUUCUGAUGAGAAAUCAAAUGAAGCUAAAGAAGAAACAGAUGAAGCUAAAGAAGAAAAUGAUGGUGAUGAAAGUAAACAAGCUUGGCAAAUGGUUUGGAAUAACGAUGUUCAAGCAUAUUAUUAUUGGAACACUUUAACAAAUGAAACAACUUGGACAACUCCAACCGAAUUACUACAACAACAAGAACAUCACCAAUCACUAGAACCUGAUAAUAAUAUUACAAGUGAUAAUCAAUAUUAUGGAUAUUCAGAACAAGAUUAUUAUCAAUAUUAUUAUGGCUAUUAUCCAGAAGGUUAUUAUUAUGAAUAUGAUCCAAAUAUUAAUACUUUUGUUAGAACUAACAACACUAAUAUCAAUAAUAUUAAUAAUAACAUGUUGCUAAUACUAAUUCUAUUCAUUAUUAUUACUACUACUACUACUACAGAUGCUAAUAAUAACAACGUCAAUUUAACAUCUUCGGUAAAUUCUUCCACAGCCAACACAGAUCAGACAAAUCCUUUAGAUUCAUUAUUAGAUAAAAUUGAUACAGAAGUUAAUAAUAAUCAAUAUUCUAAAGAGCUAGAUGGCAAUUCUGAAUAUUAUUCAUUUUUAGCACAACAUGGCAGUAAUAAUGACAACAACAGUAGCGAACCUGCUGGUUAUACUGUAACAGGAAGGUUUAAUUCACGCACUGGUAAAUUUCAACGAGAUCCCACUUUGAAUCCUGAAAAAUUUUCUGCAGAAGCAAAAGCAGCUAGACAAAUGUCUUAUUUCUUUGAUUACGAGCGUUACACUGAGCAAAGAGGAUUAAAUUAUGCUGUCGCCGCAUACAACAACAAAGAUAGAGAAAGAAAAAGAAAAAAUGACGAGAUUGAAAAUCAACUUAAAAGAGACAGGCUCUCAAUGCGUAAUGAAGUUAAAAUGCUCUUGCUAGGUGCUGGCGAAUCCGGCAAGUCAACAAUUUUAAAACAAAUGAAACUUAUUCAUGACGGAGGCUAUUCAUCCGAGGAACGUGAAUCAUUCAAAGAAAUUAUUUUCUCAAAUACAGUACAAUCAAUGCGUGUAAUUCUAGAGGCUAUGGGUACAAUGGGAAUUUCACUUCGUGAUGGGUCAAAUAAAGGUUACGAAAGCAUCAUUCUAAAUUUGCCAAGUCAAAUCGAAGGUGAUCAUUUGCCUUCAGACGUUUCAACGGCCAUCAAAAAUUUAUGGACUGAUAGCGGAGUAAGAGAAUGUUUUAAUAGAUCCAGAGAAUAUCAAUUAAAUGAUUCAGCAAAAUAUUAUUUUGAUUCAAUUGAUCGCAUUUCACAACCAGACUAUCUUCCAGACGAUCAAGAUGUAUUAAGAUCUCGAGUAAAAACAACUGGGAUCACAGAGACUAGCUUCCUAAUUAAUGAAUUAACCUAUCGUAUGUUCGAUGUGGGUGGUCAACGUUCUGAACGUAAGAAAUGGAUUCAUUGUUUUGAAAAUGUUACUGCGAUUGUUUUCUUGGUAGCUAUUUCCGAAUAUGAUCAAUUGCUAUUGGAAGAUGAGACUGUGAAUCGUAUGCAAGAAGCAUUGACAUUAUUUGAUUCUAUUUGUAAUUCAAGAUGGUUUGUCAAGACGUCAAUUAUUUUAUUUUUAAAUAAGAUAGAUCGUUUCAAAGAAAAAUUACCAUUAUCCCCAAUGGUAAAAUAUUUCCCCGAUUAUGAAGGUGGAAGUGAUUAUGAACUUGCGUGUGAUUAUAUACUUAAUCGUUUCGUAUCACUGAAUCAAUCAGACAUAAAACAAAUUUAUACACAUUUCACUUGCGCAACUGAUACGGAACAAAUCAAAUUUGUGAUGGCUGCUGUUAACGAUAUCAUCAUUCAAACUAAUUUAAGAGAUUGCGAUGAUGAUGGUGACGGCUUGUUAGAUUCUUUUUAA